This is a messenger RNA of Galeopterus variegatus (Sunda flying lemur), 2014 nucleotides long. It is a transcript of the gene HDAC8, whose product is annotated as histone deacetylase 8. Lineage: Eukaryota; Metazoa; Chordata; Mammalia; Dermoptera; Cynocephalidae. The transcript is spliced from 11 exons. The coding region runs from base 341 to 1474 and encodes 377 amino acids. Gene Ontology annotation, molecular function: histone deacetylase activity. The record is from RefSeq and is a predicted model, not a curated record.
AAAUGGCCCCGUAGGGCAACAAGGAUGGUUAGUUUUGACAGUACUUAUUCGUGCCAUAAAAAAUCGAUCCUAACUCGCAGCUGUUUGGGCUUUUAUAUCCGCCGGGCCCCUUUUUUCGAACUGUGGUCACUAAAUAAAGGGUUUCUGGCCUGGGAAGGCCUAUCCAUUCCUUCAAUUGAAUGGGGAGCGGGGACAGUGUCUCCGGCGAUCUCAAGAAUAGGAGGGAACGUUGACCAGGGAACACCGCUGCGGCCGAUCAGAGGAGCAGGAACCGGAGCCCGGGCUGAGUCCGAAAAACGGGGGAUCUGGACGUUGGCUCCGGAACGGUUGGAAGUGGAAGAUGGAAGAGCCGGAGGAACCAGCGGAAGGUGGGCAGUCGUUGCCGCCGGUCUACAUCUAUAGUCCCGAGUAUGUCAGUAUGUGCGACUCCCUGGCCAAGGUUCCCAAACGGGCCAGUAUGGUACAUUCUUUGAUUGAAGCAUAUGCACUGCAUAAGCAAAUGAGGAUAGUGAAGCCCAAAGUGGCCUCCAUGGAGGAGAUGGCCACCUUCCACACUGAUGCCUAUCUGCAGCACCUCCAGAAGGUUAGCCAAGAAGGCGAUGAUGAUCAUCCAGACUCCAUAGAAUAUGGGCUAGGUUAUGACUGCCCAGCCACCGAAGGGAUAUUUGACUAUGCAGCAGCUGUAGGAGGAGCCACAAUCACAGCUGCCCAAUGCCUGAUCGACGGAAUGUGCAAAAUAGCAAUUAACUGGUCUGGAGGGUGGCAUCAUGCAAAGAAAGACGAAGCAUCUGGUUUUUGUUAUCUCAAUGAUGCUGUCCUGGGAAUAUUACGAUUGCGACGGAAAUUUGACCGUAUUCUCUAUGUGGAUUUGGAUCUGCACCAUGGAGAUGGUGUAGAAGAUGCCUUCAGUUUCACUUCCAAAGUCAUGACUGUGUCCCUGCACAAAUUCUCCCCAGGAUUUUUCCCAGGAACAGGUGAUGUAUCUGAUGUUGGCCUAGGGAAAGGACGGUACUACAGUGUAAAUGUGCCCAUUCAGGAUGGCAUACAGGAUGAGAAGUAUUACCACAUCUGUGAAAGUGUACUAAAGGAGGUAUACCAAGCCUUUAAUCCCAAAGCAGUGGUCUUACAGCUGGGAGCUGAUACAAUAGCUGGGGAUCCCAUGUGCUCCUUUAACAUGACUCCAGUGGGAAUUGGCAAGUGUCUUAAGUACAUCCUUCAGUGGCAAUUGGCAACACUCAUUUUGGGAGGAGGAGGCUAUAACCUUGCCAACACGGCUCGAUGCUGGACAUACUUGACCGGGGUCAUCCUAGGGAAAACACUAUCCUCUGAGAUCCCAGAUCAUGAGUUUUUCACAGCAUAUGGUCCUGAUUAUGUGCUGGAAAUCACGCCAAGCUGCCGGCCAGACCGCAAUGAGCCCCACCGAAUCCAACAAAUCCUCAACUACAUCAAAGGGAAUCUGAAGCAUGUGGUCUAGUUGACAAAACGAGAUCAGGUUUCCAGAGCUGAGGAGCAGUGCUGUAAUGAAGACAGCAUGUUUAUGCAAGCAGUUUGUGGAAUUUGUGGCUGCAGGGGAAAUUUGGAAAGAAUUACUUCCUGAAAAUUUCCAAGGGCCACCAAGUGGCAGCUGGCCUCCUGGGGUGAGGAAGCAGGCACCCCAGAGUCCUCAAUUAGGCCUAGGGGAAGAGGGAGAUAUCCAACAUUUAGAGUGUUUAUUUUUAAAGAACACACAAAAACCGUUUUUAAUCUUUGAAAAUUAUUUUUAAGCAAGUUGGGGAAGGGGUAUUUUUAUUUUCUUAAAGGAGACAAAUCAGAAGCUGGAGGAGAGCAUGGCACUUUGGUCAUCAAUUUGUGGUGUGGGGAGCAGCUGAGAGGCGGGGUUUGGGCCUCAGGACCAUCCAGGUGGAGCCCUGGGGGAGGGUGACUGAUCAGCAGAAUGGGAUGUGGGGAGAAAUACGCUGGUGUUGUUUUAGGAUUAUGUAUCUAUUUUGGUUUUUAAUAAAAUCUUUAAAACCUA